UUAACUAUUAUGAUGGUUUUAGAAGUAGACGAUCACUGUGAACCCAACUCUACACCAAAACUUUCUUUAUCUAAGCUUCCAUGCAAGCCAAGAGAGCCCAUACAAAUGCUAACGCCACCGCUCCAUCCAUCGGUUUCAAUCCCAUUCCACUGGGAGGAAGUCCCCGGAAAGCCUAGAGCCACCGUGGAGGAGGCGGAGGCUCCGCCUUCCGCCGCCGCAGCAACGUCCAAGAACAAGGCAGCCAGGUGCUUGGACCUGCCUCCAAGAUUGUUGCAUGAUGAUGCCAAAAUUACCAUAACGCCCUCGCCAUUGGACGGGCCUUACGUCGGCCGGUCCUUAUCCCUCGCAUGCACCUUCUCCUUCCGGAAAGAGGGGCCGGUGACGGCGGGGCGGGAGGAAGGGCUGAGGCACACGAAAAGGAGCAGCAGUAGAGUCUUUGGUUGUCGACAGUGGGGGAGCUUCAAGGAUGAGGAAAAGUUGCCCCGGGGCAGUUUUGACCUUUCACACUCAUUAGGUGAGAUACUCAAGAGUGAGAAGAAUGUGAAGGUCACAAGAAUUAGGAGGAGGAGGAGGAGCUUCUUCAAUUUCUCUACCAUCAAUUCUAACUUGAUGGAGAUUUGUGCAAGUUUUAAGCAGGUCGUUGCGUGGAAGCGUAGACGGUAACAAUUUUCAAGGAGAGGGGCACAUGAAAAUAUGAAGCUUUAAUUCAUGGAAUUUUGUUAUGUUAGAUAAUUAAUCACUUGGAAUGAAUGAAUGUA
This is a messenger RNA of Sesamum indicum (sesame), 758 nucleotides long. RefSeq lists its product as uncharacterized. The record is from RefSeq and is a predicted model, not a curated record. Lineage: Eukaryota; Viridiplantae; Streptophyta; Magnoliopsida; Lamiales; Pedaliaceae.